Molecule: messenger RNA, 2653 nt
Organism: Polypterus senegalus (gray bichir)
Lineage: Eukaryota; Metazoa; Chordata; Cladistia; Polypteriformes; Polypteridae
Product: tripartite motif-containing protein 16-like
Exons: 7
Coding region: 42-1787 (581 amino acids)
Molecular function (GO): protein binding; zinc ion binding
Source: RefSeq, a predicted model, not a curated record
UCCUUGCUGUUUCUCUCUGACUGCUUUUCCUGCUACACACAAUGGCCGAAGCUAGGCUCUUAGCAUUUGAGGAUGAGUUGAUCUGCUCACUGUGUCUAGACACCCUGACUGACCUUGUGUCACUGCAUUGUGGUCACAGUUUCUGUCUGAAGUGCCUCACAGACUGCUGGGAUCGGAGCCAAGUGUACUGCUGUCCACAGUGCAAGAGGACCUUCACCACCAGGCCUGAACUGCAUGUAAAGACUGGGCUGAGUGAAGCUGUCAAGAAAUUGAAGAAGGUGGAACUCUGUCCUCCACCUCCUCCUCCGGCUCAGAAUUAUGCCGGCCCUGGAGACGUGGAGUGUGAUGCCUGCACUGGGAAGAAGUUUGGAGCAAUGAAGUCCUGUCUGACCUGUAUGGCCUCUUUCUGUCAGACUCACCUGCAGCCUCACAUUGAAGGAGACGCUUGGAAAGGACACAAGCUGGUUGACCCAGAUGCAAAUCUAAAGGAGAAGCUUUGUGCAAAACAUCAUAAAAGUUUCGAAAUAUUUUGUAAAACUGAUGAGACUUGUAUCUGCAUGAUGUGUGUGGUGACCGGACACAAUGGCCAUAAAAUGGUUGAGCUGGAGAUGGAAAGAGAAGAAAAACAGAAACAGCUGGGGGCAACGCUGAGUGAAAUCAGAAUGAAACUUGUGGAGAAAGAGAAGAUAAUGCAGGAGACGAGGAGGGCGAUGGAGCAGAUGAAGAUUUCUGCGAAAAGAGAAGUAGAAAAAAAUGAAAAGAGCUUUGCCGAUUUAAUUCGCUGCAUCAAAGAAACCCGCAGGAAACUGAUUGAGAGGAUCAGAGAACAACAGAAGAGAGAAGUGGAGAAAGCUGAAGGAGUCAUGAAGCGACUAGAGAAGGAGAUAGAGGAGCUGAAGAGGAGAGGCACUGAAUUGAAGGAGUUUGCUGAGAUUAAGGACAACAUCCACUUCUUAAAGAAUUUUUCAUCUCGCCGAGUCCUUCCUGAUGAUGGAGACUCACUCAGCUUCACUGCCACUGCUGAUUUCUCUUUUGAGGACCUGAGAAAAGAGCUGUCAUGUCUGAAGAAGAGUCUUGAGAAGAUCAGCCAGCAGGACAUCAUGACAUGGACUCCCUCAGGUCAUGAAGCUCCAAUUUUUUCCCUACAGCCUCCUGAACAUCGAAGCAGAGAGGAGUUUUUACAAUGUCAUGAAGCUCCAAUUUUCUCCCUACAGCCUCCUGAACAUCGAAGCAGAGAUGAGUUUUUACAAUACUUCUGUCCACUCACACUGGACAGCAACACGGCACACAGAUUCCUCCGUCUGUCUGAAGGGAACAAGAAGGUGACAUGUAAGAAAACAAAGACCAAACAUCCUGAUAAUCCUGACAGAUUUCAAAGCUGGGCCCAAGUCCUCUGCAGAGAGGCUCUUGCUGGGACUCGCUGUUACUGGGAGGUGGAGUGGAGUGGAGACAUUAUGGCAAUAGGAGUUGCAUAUAAAGGAAUAAGCAGGAAAGGGGAGGAGUGCCGCCUUGGGCACAAUGAUAAGUCCUGGAGUUUGUGGUGGUCUUAUUUAAAGUGUUUUGUAUGUCACGAUGACAAGCAGUCUGUAAUCAGUGCCCCCUACAGCCCCAGAGUAGGUGUGUAUCUGGACUGGCCUGCUGGCACGCUGUCAUUUUAUAGCGUCUCACACACAAUGACCCUCCUGCAUAGGUUCGACACCUCCUUCACUGAGCCCCUCUAUCCAGGGUUUUGUCUUGGUCCUGACUCCAGUGUAACAAUCAGCCAUCUGACACCAGGUGACCACUGACCCUCUACUGAUCUCCACAAGUGCAGGUCCUCUUUGUGUUUGUAGUUUUGGGGUCUGUAGCACUAGGGUGUUGUACCGUGUUACUCAUUAUGAAUGUAGUGAGAAGUCAAGUGAAAUGACAUCUUUUAUUGGCUAACUAAGAAAAUUAUAAUAUGCAAGCUUUUCAGGCGAUUCAGGCCCCUUCUUCAGGCAUGAUGGGGUCAUAAUCAGUUUUACAGGAUGGAUGAGAAGGCAGCACUUCUGUGACUGAAUUUAAGGAAUGAAAAGGCAGGACGAUUGCAGCUGUCUAUUAUUAUUUUUCAGUAUUUGUUUUACAUGCAAUUGCUAAGCAGAUGCUUCCAUACAAAGUAACUGACAAUAGUGACAAAUAUUACUGUGUUUAGUUUAACAUUUGAAUAAGCAAUCAGAAUUAUGUGUUUUAUAGUGAGGGGCACUUCAAAGAGAAGAUGGUCUGAAGGAUGAAGGGCUGCUUAUGUAUCUCAUGUGAGUGGUGUGAUGUAUUCUUGCUUUUUUCCUUGUUUUUUGUACUGUUGUGUUGUAUUCAUGAGGUAGCCAUGAUAGAUUGGGCAUCAAGCUCAGUGAAGAGGAUUGCUUGUGUUCUCUGUGUUGUUUUUAUCUCAUUUUUUGGACACCCGUUGCAUGCCCAACCUACCUGGAAGGAAGUCUCUCUUUAAAUUGCAUUUCCCAAGAUUUCUUCUGCUGAUUUUUCUUGUCUUCUUAGGGAGUUAAAGUUGGGCAGCUGUUAAAAAACAGGGCUUGUUAAAAACCCAACAAAGCAUUCCUUGUGUUAUUUUGGGCUAUACAAGAAAUACAUUUUUGUUGUUGUCUCUCUGCUGUAAUACAACUUAAAUAAACUAAAAAGUGAA